Molecule: messenger RNA, 1059 nt
Organism: Bombyx mandarina (wild silkworm)
Lineage: Eukaryota; Metazoa; Arthropoda; Insecta; Lepidoptera; Bombycidae
Product: nudC domain-containing protein 3
Biological process (GO): protein folding
Cellular component (GO): cytoplasm
Source: RefSeq, a predicted model, not a curated record
CUUUUUUCAUUUUUGUAAUGAACUAAUCCUGUUUUAAUAUUUCGAAUACGGAAGAAUUCAUAAAAAAUGUCAUCCGCGAACGAAUUUAGCCAAUACGACGAUAUUUUAUCAAAUAUUUUAGUUAAUGAAAAAUCUAUCUUGGGUUUUCUAUCGGCAAUUUUUAAUUUUUUAGCAAGACGCACCGAUUUCUAUUAUGUACCGGAUGGCCAGUACGAAAACAUAGGUUUUCCGCCGGGAGUUGCUGAAGAACUGGUUAUUAAAGUUCUCCGGACAUGCGACCCCAAAAACGUGAAGGAGCCGCACAAGCACACUGAUUUAAACAACGAGAUCAUGUGCUCGACAGUUGCCCAAGAGGUCGAAGUAAUUGCUAGUGAAGAUACCUCGGUAGACCUUGAGGCAAGUGGGGAACAAGAUGUCCUAACAUCUGAACAUCAAGUAAGGAAAGCAGUUUCGAGUCAGCCUGAAGAGUACAAGCCUCCGGUGAUACCAAUACAGAAGAGAAGCGAGUGCUACAAUGGAGCGGACAGAGAAAAUUACUCGUGGGCGCAAACUCUAGUGGAUCUUGAUGUAACUGUUAAACUUCCACCAGAUAUAAAAUCUUCAAAAGACCUAAAAGUUGCUAUAAAUCCUGGAGAUAUUUAUGUAUGUCGACAGAACGGUGAUGUAAUUGUUAAGGACUCUCUGCUGUUCAAGAUUAAGACCAGUGAUAGUUUCUGGAGUCUUAGCGAGGGACGAUUGUUGAUGCAUCUGGAAAAAGUCCGCGAGCAAUGGUGGUCAAAGCUUUUGAUUGGCGAAGAAGACAUUGAUUUAUCAAAGAUAGACUGCUCAAGGCCCUUACAUGAACUCCCAGAUGAUCACAUUGAUAAGAUAAAAGAGCUUCAAUGGAACCAAGAACAGAAAAUGAAAGGCCUACCUACUAGUGAUGAAAUAAGAAACAUUGAGAUAUUGAAGAAAGCUUGGAAUGCUGAUGGUUCUCCAUUUAAAGGUCAAAAGUUUGACCCUAGUAUUCUUAGCCAAUCAUUUACUCCUUUUGGAAAUAAUAAAUAAAUUCAGUAUUUA